This is a messenger RNA of Notolabrus celidotus (New Zealand spotty), 2065 nucleotides long. RefSeq names its product Yip1 domain family, member 1 (gene yipf1). Gene Ontology annotation, molecular function: small GTPase binding. Lineage: Eukaryota; Metazoa; Chordata; Actinopteri; Labriformes; Labridae. The record is from RefSeq and is a predicted model, not a curated record. Gene Ontology annotation, cellular component: membrane; Golgi apparatus. The coding region runs from base 386 to 1303 and encodes 305 amino acids. The transcript has 10 exons. Gene Ontology annotation, biological process: vesicle-mediated transport.
GCUGCUGCAAAAAGUCUGUCUCCUAUUUGCUCAGGGAAGCCCACCAGAGAGUCCACGUGGUGAAUGUUGUCAGCCACGAAUAGCAGAGUGAUGUCAAAGAGAGAUUUUGUUGUGUAUCUCAGACUUCCCUCUGCAUUGUAGGUGAAUAUGAAGUGCUCCUUUUUCAGCACAAAGGGAUUUGUCCUUCUGCAUGAUGAUGAUGAUGAUGGCGAGGAUACAGGCUUUGGAUGUGCCAGGACUAUGUCACUGACACGACGAAGGCUGCCUCUCUCUCGGACAUAAACGGUGCUAUUGUCCAUGAUGAGGCAAGACUGUCAGAUCAAAUUACUCGGGAAAGGUGCAGCAUUCUUUUGGUUGAUAACUUCCGGAGACAAACUUCGUUUAAAUGGCGACUAACAAGGAUCCAUUUGAAUUUCAAGAUUUUGAAGAAGCUGGAAACCUGUUGGAAACCAACAGAGAUGCAAUCACCAUAAGCAUUGAGGAUGAAGAAAGUAGACCUGAGAGGCAGCAGAAAAGAGCUGCUGGUUACUCUCCUGCUGGGGAUGAGGAGGACCUCCUUGCCAGUGAUGACAAGGCAGAGCUUCUUUCUGGGCAAAAGAAAAGCGUCCCCUUCUGGACGUUUGAGUACUACCAACAGUUUUUUGACAUCGAGACCCAUCACGUGAAGGAAAGGAUCAUUGGAUCAGUACGACCAUGGCCUAUGAAGAACUUUAUUCAUGUGCACCUUCGGCGGAAUCCCGAUCUUUAUGGACCAUUUUGGAUUUGUACCACUCUCGUGUUUGCCAUUGCCAUCAGUGGAAACAUAUCCAACUUCCUGGUACACCUUGGCAAACCAAACUACAAGUACACCCCAGAGUUUCGAAAAGUGACCAUUGCUGCAACGGCCAUUUUCAGCUAUGCUUGGCUGGUGCCUCUUGCCCUCUGGGGUGUCCUGUUGUGGAGAAACAAUAAGGUUGUGAACGUGGUGUCAUAUUCCUUCAUGGAGAUUGUCUGUGUGUACGGAUAUUCCCUCGCCAUUUACAUUCCAGCCGUGGUCCUGUGGAUUCUGCCGUAUGAAUGGCUGAGGUGGUGCUCCAUCGUGAUCGCUCUCUGUCUCUCCGGCUCGGUGCUGGUGUUGACUUUCUGGCCUGCGGUCAGAGAUGAUCACCCCAAAAUCAUCAUAGCAAUCCUGUCAACCAUCGUCCUGCUCAAUGUACUACUCGCAGUUGGAAGCAAGGCCUAUUUUUUUAGCAAACCAGAACCAGUGCUAGAAGCUGAAAACUCUCCUGCAGCAGUGGUGAUCAAGUCAACGUCUUCCACAUGAAAACUCGUCAUUGUUUGAAGGCUCUCCUGUUGCCUUAUUAGAGAGAAUCAGGUUGCUUUGGAGAUGAAGUCAUGGGUCGUCUGGAUUUCACCUGCACUUGGACGUUCUGGCUGAAGUGUGUGUGCUUGGUUCAACUGCGUGACCUCUGAAAAUGAACACUGGAACCAAGUAUGUGGCUUCUAACAGGAUGGCUUCUAAACUUUCUGGAAGACAAAUGGGAUAUGGUGUUACACGGCACAGUGGGACUCUUUUAGUGUGUUAGUUUUCUUCUUGAUGAGUCUUUUGUUAAAAUACAUAGAUAGUAGUCUGUGCAGUGGCAUCAAAUGUGUUUUGUAUAUGCAUUUUUAUAUUGUGUGAAUGGGAACUGGAAAGUAUACUCUGUGUAAAGAAUUCGCUAUAUAAACCACAUUAAGUGUAGCAGUAUGUGAUAUACUGAAGUCUUAUUUUGUACAAAAGGACGUUGUAUAUUUUCUGUCUGAUAUCGCCUAAGUGUCCUCGACUAAUGCCAAAGACUUUGUGUAAAUGUCUAAGGUAUUAAAAAGUGAUUUAACACGAUUUUUUAAUGAGUUCCCUCUUGUUUUGACAAACUGUUUAAUACAUGGUAUUUGAUUUGUCCAUUCUCUAUGAGUGUUACUUGGGGAAAAAGGUACAACUUUUCCAUUUUGGACCCAAUGUUAAUAAUAAAAUCAUCUUUGUAAACAACAAUCGUAUUACUGGUCAACCUGUAGUUGAUUUUGAAACACAAAUAAACUUUUAAUCAGA